This is a messenger RNA of Bursaphelenchus xylophilus (pine wood nematode), 917 nucleotides long. The record is from the annotation of a GenBank genome assembly. Lineage: Eukaryota; Metazoa; Nematoda; Chromadorea; Rhabditida; Aphelenchoididae.
AUGGGCUCAACGCUGCUUCUGCUGAUUGCAUUGGAUCGGUUGUUGUGCGUUUGUAAGCCCGCAUUGUAAGUGAUACAACGAAUGGUUUAUGCAGAAAGAAGUUUUGUCGGAAUACGUGCAUACGUAACGAUUCCAAUGGUCCCAACCUCAUAUGCGUGUUUGUAGAUACGAACGGUUGAACACACCGUUCUACGCCCCGACUGCACUAAUUGUUGCUUGCAUGCCCCCAGUUUGGAUUUCCGUUCAUGCUUACUACGAAAUGAUACAAGCACCGAACGACCCAGUCCCCUGUGUGAUCACUGGUGGCUUGCUUCCCAAAACGAUUGAGCUUUUCUUCGUCCUUAACGGCGUUAUUAUCACCACCUCCAUGUUCACGUACGUCAUUAUUUGGAUCUUCGUGAAGAUGAAGAAUUACACAGCUUCGAAGCAAAUGUUACGUUCUAUUACAACCGUCAGUUUGUGUGUUAUUGGGGGAUGGUUUAUCACGAUGAAUGCCGGAAACGUUUAUAAAUUUUUUGGAAUCCAAUUGACCUCGAUCGUCAUACAGUACAAUGGUCAAGUGUUGAAUUUGUCGGUCAGUCUGAACUAUGUGAUCUACUUUAUAAUGAGGUGAGCAACAAAGACAGUGUGCAAUUUUUCGGCCGGAUUUGAAUUGACUAUAACUUUUUGGGUUUUUGACCAAAUGUUAAAAUUCUUUUUUUCGUGAGUCCUCAGACGUCCUCAUUUUGUUUAAUACCAAAUAUGUUAUGUAUACAGGGCCCUAGUUCAUCUUAAAUCAGCAUUUUAGUCGUGACUACCGAAGUGCGUUCAUUCGACAAUGGAGAAUAAUGUCGUGUGGAAUGUUGCAGUGUGCCAGCUUCCAAGCGAAGGACAAAAGCAAGUUCUCCGUCGCCGGGAAGACCUAUUCAAAAUCUUAG